Cynara cardunculus var. scolymus (artichoke) is the source of this 1228-nucleotide messenger RNA. RefSeq names its product omega-3 fatty acid desaturase, endoplasmic reticulum-like. The record is from RefSeq and is a predicted model, not a curated record. Gene Ontology annotation, biological process: lipid metabolic process. Gene Ontology annotation, molecular function: oxidoreductase activity, acting on paired donors, with oxidation of a pair of donors resulting in the reduction of molecular oxygen to two molecules of water. Bases 65 to 1228 code for a protein of 387 amino acids. The transcript is spliced from 9 exons. NCBI's taxonomy places the organism in Eukaryota, Viridiplantae, Streptophyta, Magnoliopsida, Asterales, Asteraceae.
UCGAAAUCGAGAAGAACUGUAAAACAAGAGGGGGCAAAGCAAAGGGAAGAAAAGGUGUGUGGGGAUGGCUGUUCCACCUGCAGAUGGGAGAAAGGUUCAAGAAGAGGAAGAGGGUGUCGUUAAUGGAGGUGAAGAUGGUGGUGAGGUGGAUUUUGACCCUUCUGCCCCUCCUCCUUUCAGGGUGGCUCAGAUCAGAGAUGCCAUUCCUAAGCAUUGUUGGGUCAAGAAUCCAUGGAGGUCAUUCACCUAUGUCUUCAGGGACAUUUUGGUCAUUUCGUCCUUGGUUGCCAUGGCUGUCUACCUCAACAACCUUACUUGGGCUUUCUGGCCACUCUAUUGGGCUGCUCAGGGCACAAUGUUUUGGGCCAUCUUUGUUCUUGGUCAUGAUUGUGGACAUGGAAGCUUUUCGGACAGUCCCACUCUUAAUCACAUUGUGGGCCAUCUUUUGCAUUCUGCAAUUCUUGUUCCCUACCAUGGCUGGAGGAUUAGUCAUAGAACUCACCAUCAGAAUCACGGACAUGUUGAGAAGGACGAAUCAUGGGUUCCGAUACCUGAGAAGACUUACAAGAGUUUAGAUUCGAGUACAAAGUUUUUCAGAUUUAAAAUCCCUUUUCCGAUGUUUGCAUAUCCGCUAUAUCUGUUUAAAAGAAGUCCAGGAAAAAAGGGGUCGCAUUUUAAUCCGUACAGUGAUUUAUUCUCACCAAAUGAGAGGCAUUAUAUUGUGACCUCUACAAUAUGUUGGGGAAUGAUGGUUGCUUUGCUCUUCUACUUGGUCAAUCUCAUAGGUCCACUCCUCUUGUUCAACCUCUAUGGCAUUCCUUAUUUGAUUUUUAUAGCAUGGCUGGAUAUAGUAACGUAUUUGCAUCAUCAUGGUUAUGAGCAGAAGCUUCCUUGGUAUCGUGGCAAGGAAUGGAGUUAUUUAAGGGGAGGGCUUACAACCGUAGAUCGCGACUAUGGAUUAUUCAACAACAUCCACCAUGAUAUUGGCACUCAUGUCAUCCAUCAUCUCUUCCCUCAAAUCCCACAUUAUCAUUUAAUCGAAGCAACGAAAGCAGCUAAACCAGUGCUUGGGAAGUACUACCGAGAGCCUAAAAAAUCAGGAUUAAUACCUAUACAUUUGAUAGAUAACUUGUUGAGAAGCAUUCAACAAGACCAUUUUGUUAGUGACGUUGGUGAUAUAGUUUACUAUCAAACAGACGAUGAGUUAAUUGGAAAAAAGAAAAAAUGA